Molecule: messenger RNA, 3297 nt
Organism: Vigna unguiculata (cowpea)
Lineage: Eukaryota; Viridiplantae; Streptophyta; Magnoliopsida; Fabales; Fabaceae
Product: disease resistance protein RPV1-like
Source: RefSeq, a predicted model, not a curated record
AUUAAUCGUAGCGUGCCAUGAAUGAUUGUGUCGUUAAAGAUGAUGUAUAAGAAUUAUUGUGCUCUCUUGUUCUAACAGUUGAUGGCCUCAUCAAUUCCUUCCAUGGAAUUCGCGUCUUCGUCAUCCAAACGCCAACGAAGAUAUGAUGUGCUAAUCAACUUUAGUGGAGAAGACAUCCGCAAGAAAUUUGUCUCUCAUCUCGAUUCUGCCCUCUCUGCCGUUGGACUCACCACUAUCCAUCACCACCACAAUGCAGUGCAUAUCCAACAACCUAUUCUCAAACUUUGUCGGGUAGCAAUUGUUGUUUUCACCCAAACAUAUUCUGAAUCUGCUUGGUGUCUUCAUCAACUUCAACAAAUCAUUCAAUGGCACGAAACUUAUUGCCAACAUGUUCUGCCCGUAUAUUACGAAAUUCGGCCAUCUGAUGUACGACUUCAGAAGGGUAAUUUUGGAGAAACCUUGAAGGCAACUGCACAACAAGCAUUUUCAGGACAACAACUGGAGCAUGGCAUGUCCAUGUGGAACCUUGCACUCACCAAAGCUGCAAAUUUGUUUGGAUGGGAUGAUAGCAAUUACAGGAGUGAUGCUGAAGUAGUGGACAAUAUUGUUAAGACCGUUCUUCAUUUACCAGCCUUGUCUGCUACUAAAUUUCCUGUUGGAUUACAGUCCCACAUGGAAGAUCUUAUUCAAACUAUCAAAAACAAAUCCUCAGAAGUUUGUAUAAUAGGGAUAUAUGGAGGGGGAGGAUUGGGUAAAACCACCCUUGCCAAAGCCAUCUACCAUCAAAUUCAUGGUACAUUUAAGGAGAAAUGUUUCAUUGAAGAUGUUGCACAAGUUAGUAAAAUAAGAGGGCAUGCUCAUUUACAAGAACAACUUCUUUCAAAUGUUCUAAAAACAAAGGUGGAGAUACAUAGCGUUGAGAUGGGUGGCAGAAUGAUUCGGGAAAGUCUUUCUGGGAAAAGGGUGCUCAUUGUACUUGACGAUAUGAAUGAGUAUAGUACUCUUUUAGACUUAUGCAGAUGUCGUGCAAGGUUCAGUGAAGGAACUGUGAUAAUUAUUACAACAACAAACGAAGGCCUACUGAUAAGACAUCCAGUUGAUUCUGUAUUUCGGAUAGAGCGAAUGAAUGCAAAGGAGUCCCUUGAGCUUCUUAGCUGGCACGCAUUUAGGGAAGCAAAACCAAAAGAAGAUUACAAUGACCUUGCAAGAAAAGUAGUUACUUAUUCUGGAGAACUACCUCUACUUCUUGAAGUCACUGGAAGUAGUUUAUUUGAAAGGACGAAACGAGAAUGGAAUGGUGUAUUGUUUGAAUUUGCAAAACGUCCCCAAAACAAUGUUCCUCGGAAAUUGAAAAUAAGCUUCGAUGUUUUAUGCAAUCAAAUAGAAAAAGAUUUAUUCCUUGAUGUAUGUCGUUUCUUUGUUGGUAAGGGCAGAGUUUAUGCUACAAACAUCCUAAAUGGCUUCGGAGUAGAUGUUGAUAAUGGAAUAAGAGUUCUCACAGAGCGUAGCCUCAUACAAGUUGAAAAGAAUAACAAAUUAGGAAUGCAUUCGUUGCUACGAGAAAUGGGAAGAGAAAUUAUUCGUGAAAUUACAGGAAAGGAACCUGGGAAGAUUAGUCAACUGUGGCUUGAUAAGGAUGUAGAAUAUGUACUGACAGAGAAUACUUUCUUUUCAUCGCAACGGACAAAAGUCAUUCAGAGAUUGCCUGUGAAAAUGCUUUUAAACAUGAGAGAUUUCUUCGAUCCUUAUCCAGAGGUAAGAGAGCCACUGCUGAAACUCACUGAAAAUUCCGAGUACCUUUCUAAGAAACUGAGAUGGAUCAGUUUGCAAGGAUUUUCUUCAAAAUACCUACCCAACGACUUUUAUCUGCAUGACGCAAUGGUGAUUGAUUUAAAGCAUAGUCUUCUUCGAGUCGUCUGGAAAGAAACCCAGAUUUUGAGGUCGCUAAAAGUCCUUAACUUAAGCCACUCCAUGCACUUGAUAGAAACACCUGACUUUUCAAGAAUACAAUGUCUUGAACAGCUUAUUCUAAAAGAUUGUCCGAGAUUGCGCAAAGUACACCAAUCUAUUGGAUGUCUCUACAAUCUUAUACUGCUAAAUUUGAAGGAUUGUACAAGUCUAAGAAAUCUCCCCGUAGGGAUAUAUAUGUUGAAAUCUUUAAGAACUCUCAUUCUUUCUGGUUGUUCCAAGAUUGACCUAUCGGAAAAGGAUAUAGUCCUAUGAAAUCCCUGGUAACUCUAAUUGCUGAAAAUACAGUUGUGAAACAAGUCCCUUUUUCAAUUGUAAGCUCAAAAAGUUUUGGAUACAUAUCCCUAUGUGGAUUUGAGGGAUUGUCACAUAACUUUUUUCCUUCUAUCAUUCGGUCUUGGAUGUUGCCAACAAUGAAUCCAAUAUCUUAUAUUCAUCCGUUUUGAAUGGAUGUGAAGGACAACAGCUGGGAUGAUAUUGUGCCAUUGCUUAGCACCCUUGCAAAUCUUCGAACUGUUUUGGUGCAAUGUGACACUCAGCUUCAACUAUGUAAUCAAGUAGAAACUAUUCCGGUCGAAUAUGGUAUAAAUAAUCAAGCAGAAUCAACAAUUUCAAACCAUCAUUUCAGGUCUUCUUUGAUUGGUUUUGGAAGAUACAACGAAUUCUUAGAUACUAUUAACAAUAACGUAUCUCAGGUUCUUCUCUACCUUUCCUUUUGUUUAUUAACUUCACCAUCAUUCUAGCAAUUAAGCAUAAAAUAAUUCUAUUGCCACACAACUUCAUCUAAAAUAUUCUGGUUUUCGCAAGCAACUAAUCAAGUGAUUAUGCUUUUGUUUCGACUUUCUUGCUUCACAAGUAUUAUAUUCCAGAUCAUUGUAGGAAUAUACGAAAAGAGAGGAAAACAGAAGUGCAUUCUAAAUCCCUAACGGCAUGAUGGUGAUAUAUAUACACAUAAAAAAUAUCAAUCAUAUUUGUUUAUAUUAAUUACCAUUGAUAUGUUUUGCAUUUUGUAUUGCAUUGUUGUUGGGUUAUUGAUGGCCACAUUGUAAUUUCUAUUGUUAAAAUAAUGGUUACAUAAUACAAUUUGAAUAGCAUAAUUAGAUAAAUGAAGAAACUUUUUAUCUUAUGGUACAGGUAUUGGCAAGCAGUGAGUCUUAUGAUAUUUCUCUCCCAGUUGUCAAUGAUCCUUAUUGUUUGGUCCAUAUGGGCGAGGGACAUUCUAUUUUUUUCACUGUGCCUCGUGAUCUUGAGAUGAAGGGAAUGACUUUGUGUGUUGUUUAUUUAUCAACCCCUAUGAUCUUUGAACCUGAAGUUUCUACUAUCUCAAUU